AUGCAGUAUUUAUCAUUAUUUAUUGUAUUAACUUUUUGUAUAGGGUUUAUUUUAAGUGAUCAUUUAAAUAUAUUUCGCCAAGAUCAACAAAUACAAUCUUAUUAUGGUUACGUGCAUAAUCCAAGUCGAUUGCUUGUCUGCAUCAGUGAUGAUCCAAGAGAUGCAGUUAUUUGGAACAAUCAAAUAGAAUGGAAUCCAUCUUCUUCUGAUGAAGUGUACAACGAUGAUUUAACCGAUUUCGUAUUUCCUACUAAUAGAAGUAAUGAAGAAAAACUAUGUGAAAUUGACAUUGAAUCUUGGGAAUGUUUUUCUGAAUGGAAUCAUCAUUAUUUUCAAUGGAAUAAAACAUAUUCAUUUUAUGUACCCAUGGGUCCUGUUUACGAUAGUCGUUGGGAAAAUUUCAAAGAAUUCAGUAAGCUUGAUGAAACCGAUCUUAAUUUCAAUCCCGUAAAAAAUAAUAGAGAUCAAAAUUCUACGUACUUUUCAUUCCAUAAAAGUGGUGCUUUAGUUGUUUCAAUUCGAGGAUCAUCAAAUGCUCAAUUUUUAUUGUGCAAAAGUCAAAAUUACAGUACUUCUUUCUGUUACUGGGUGAUUAUCGGUGGUUGGGGUAAUACGAUUACUGCAAUUAGAAAAUGCGAGAAUGGAAUACCAUCAGGAUUGCCAGUCACUGGGUCAAAUUGUAGUAUCUUGAGAGCUUCUGUAACACAACACUUUCCACUUAAUGAAUUCGAAUGGAAGACAUUUAUAAUUGAUUGGGACCGUAAAAGUCAAACUAUUAAAUUAUAUAACCCAAACGAAUUAAUUUUAUCCUACACCGAUCCUGAUUUUACAUCGUCAAAUAAAGUUGAAAUUCAUUACGUAUUUUAUGGAAAUCCAGACCCUAAAAUUAAGAUGCUUUUCCGUUUCCACGAGUAUCACUAUAUUCUGACAAAUCAGCUUGAUGCUAAACUAACUAGUCCUCCAGUAAGUGCUGAUAACUCUCAUACAAUCUGUAUCGAUAUGUUAAUCGGUUUAUGUUCAGAAUGUGAGCUGCUUGUGAAUUUGGUUGAUGGAAACGGCACAAAACAGAUAACGGAACUCAUUACCAGAUCACCUGCUUACCAUAAUAUCCAACAUGAUCUGCCGACUUGGCAAUAUUUUCGAAUAAAUGCUUCCAAUGUUGAAAACUAUCCAAGUCCAAUUACAUUAGAGUUUAUUACAAAACUUUCAACCACUGGGAAUGAUAUAAAGCAUCACUGGGCUUUAACUCGAUUUGAAAAAUGCUUACCGAACCAAGCCGUUAAAACAAUAGCAGCAAAUGUUAUGAGCCUGAAUAAUUAUCCAUUUCUAUCCUGGCCAAAUGUGACGUGUCAAAGAUUUUCCUAUAAUAAGCAAAAUGAAGAAAUACUUAGCUCUAUUGCCAAUUUUUAUUACCCACCAGAAGAUUUUCUUCUUUGUCCAAAUUUUAGUUUUGGACCUCAUUGCGCAACACCUUGCAUAGCUUGCGACCGUGGAUCAUUUGGCUACGAGUGUCGAAAGUUAUGUAGUAAUUGCAUCGCCGAACGUUGUGAUGCAUAUGAUGGAAGAUGUGAUUCCGGGUGCAUUGAAUCUCCAGAUCGUUUUCACAUUCCUCCGUACUGUGAUAUUGUGAUUGAGUCACCACCAAGUCCUAGUGUCGAUCACAUUAAUGAGACAACAGUUCGAGUUUUUUUACCAGAAUUAAAUGAAUAUAAACACGUUAUAAUUUUAUUCAUAUUUGAAAUUGAGUCAGACACAGAAAACAGUCAAAGUAAAUUGGCAACAGAAGAAUAUAUAAACAUUAAUAACAUAGAAAAAAAAAUUUAUUCUGCUGUUUUUACAAAUUUAACUGUCGGCACAAAGUAUUCAGUGAGAUCAUUGUCAACUAUACAUUAUGAUGAAAAUCAAUACAAGCAUAUGGAAGGUGCAAGAAAAACUUUUUCAACAUCAUGCGAUUGGGAUUCAAAAUUUGAAAUAAAACCCGGAGAAAGAAGUAUAUUACUUGAACGAGUAUCUCAAAAGCAACACUCUCCAUGUGCUGAUAAUUGGUAUUCUGUAGAACUAGCAAUGGUUUCUUCCAGUACUAACAAAUCUUAUUCAAUUGAUAUAAAUCACAUACCCCAUAAGUUUCCGAUGUUAUUUUCAAAUUUGGCUCCAUAUACAGACUUCAAAAUUUGUAUUAGAAAUUUGGAUGUUAAAUUUAGCUAUUGUCAGCAAGUUCAAACAUUAGAAGCAGAACCAUCUGAAGUGGAACUGAUAAGACCUGACUCAGUGUAUGCAACCGAAGCAAUAAUCGAGUGGUUUCCUCCAAUAUUUCCAAACGGAAAAAUACUUGGAUAUAAUUUAACUAUUCAGGUAAGAAAACAUGCUGGAUGUGAAGAUAAUUUUUCGGUUACUCCUAAACACUUAAUAGACCCACGGACUGUAAUAAUAAAUGACUCUGAAACUUUUCGAAUGUCGUAUAAAUUUACUAAUUUAAUUCCGUAUGUCAUGUAUGAAAUUACGAUUCGUGCUUUUAAUACCAAAAUUGGAGUUGAAAGUAAAACACGCUUGGAUACUGAUCAGUUAGAAAUACCAACGGAGGUAUUUGAAGAUCUCGAAUUUGAAAAUGAUUUAAUAACAUGGAAAAAACCAUUAAAUUGUUCAACAAUCACAGGACCAAUUGUCGAUGCUCGAUUUCUUUUAGUGGGAUUGAGCCAGUCUGUUAAAAACUUUAGUUAUCAAAGUUUAGAAGGAGAAUUUACUGUGAAUUUAACAAAUAUUGAUGGGAUUUAUGGAUCAGAGCAAUAUCGUGCUCGGGUUUAUGUUCUUCAUUAUCCAAAACGAUUACACAAUGAAACGGCUUACGCAGAAAUAUCGUUUGUCACUAAUCCACGUCCUCCACCAAAAGUGGAAAUGUUGGAGAUCGUUGAAGUUAAUCAACAGGAACAAACAUUGAAAUUGCGGUGGAAAAAACCUACACCGCCAACGAAUGGAGAAAUUAUUUAUUAUGCUAUUAGAUUUUCUGGAAUAAAUAUUGAAACUACUGACAUUGCUUAUGUUUAUCCCAAUGAAACAUGUCAAUUGUGGACAGAUUUAAUUUGUGCAGUAAUUAAGCAACCCUUUGGAACUCGCGAAUUCAUUGAGGUGAGAGCUUACAAUAAAGACGUAAAUAAAGCUGGUGAUGUAAAUACAGUUGAAUAUCAACAUCAUGAAGGAGCACCAAGCUUACCUGAAUUAAUUUCAAUCAACGAAAUAGAUAAAGGUGUAAUUGAUAUACAAUGGAAACAUCCUUACAUUACUGGAGGGCCUUUAAAGAGUUUUAUGAUUAAUGUUGAAAUCAUUUCAUCGAGAUUAGAGAAACUAAAGGAUUAUUUCCACAAAAAUAUUAAAAAUAUCGACCUCCCAAUUCAAGAGUAUAAAAAAGAUUACAGUACUCGAGUAUACUUAUUACCAUCUACUUUGUAUAAAAUAUCAAUAAAACCAACUACUAAAUCACAAAAUGGUUCAGAAUCUAUUGCUCAUAUUGAAACUCGUAGUACAUUAAGUUUUGAAUUUGAACCACAUUUAAUAGUUGGUGAUGAUGAUUCAACAAUAAAACUUGUAAUCCCAUCACUCAUAAAUAACACAGUAAAUAGUCUUCUCAACAUUGUGGUUAAAGGAGGAUUAAUGUGUGAACAAGGCACGAUUUUAGAAUCAACUCUUGAGACUGAUGUUGGACUUGAAUAUCAUGAAUCAGCGUGGCUUGCUGCUUCUUUUGCAACUCGCAAAAAAGUAAAUCGAAUAUUCGUGGUUGGAGAUGGUCAGAGCUAUAAUGGAAAUAUAAAUUGUCCACUCCAUAAAGAGAUCUCGUACGUUAUUGUGAUUGUAGUGUAUGAAAGUAAUACAAUAAAAUCGAUCAUUUGGAAGUCACCGUCAUUUACUGUGGGUACGAAUGCCAAAAAGUCUUACAUUUUGUAUUGGCUCAUUCCAUUACUGCUACUCCUCAUUGUUUUCACUGGGCUUAUAUAUUUUUAUGUAAAAAGAGGCGCUUCGACUGCUAAAUCCGAUCGUUUCUUAGUACGUCACUUAAACAAGAAAGUAGAGAGUGUAAAUCGAAUACAUACUGUAUCUCCUGACAUGUUGGAUCAUCAAGAGCUCAUAUCAUUAAACCCUUCAACUUCUAUUGAAGAACUAAGUUCUUUUACACCGUUCUCGGCAAUAAAUAAAAAUUUUUACAACAGAAAUUAA
Messenger RNA from Cotesia congregata, 4206 nucleotides. The record is from the annotation of a GenBank genome assembly. Lineage: Eukaryota; Metazoa; Arthropoda; Insecta; Hymenoptera; Braconidae.